AUGGCCGAGCGAGCAAAACUCCAGGCACUUUCCGACGAGUACCAAGACCUGCAGACUCAGCUCACUACUCUUGUCUCCGCACGUCAAAAGCUCGAAUCACAGCAACAGGAGAACAAGGGAGUGCAGAAGGAAUUCCACUCUCUCAAAGACGAUGCCAAAAUCUACAAAUUGGUCGGGCCAGUGCUGUUGAAGCAAGACACGACCGAAGCCAAAACCACAGUUGAUGGCAGACUGGAGUACAUCGAGAAGGAAAUUAAGCGAAUAGAAUCCAGCAUCAAGGACAUACAGGACAAGAGUGAAGCCAAGAAGACCGAGAUUCUGCAAAUUCAGACCCAAAUGCAGCAGAUAUCAGCUUCUGCUUGA
Pseudocercospora fijiensis CIRAD86 is the source of this 363-nucleotide messenger RNA. RefSeq lists its product as uncharacterized. The record is from RefSeq and is a predicted model, not a curated record. Gene Ontology annotation, cellular component: prefoldin complex; cytoplasm. Gene Ontology annotation, molecular function: protein-folding chaperone binding. Bases 1 to 363 code for a protein of 120 amino acids. Gene Ontology annotation, biological process: chaperone-mediated protein complex assembly; protein folding. The transcript is spliced from 5 exons. Lineage: Eukaryota; Fungi; Ascomycota; Dothideomycetes; Mycosphaerellales; Mycosphaerellaceae.